Messenger RNA from Tetrahymena thermophila SB210, 726 nucleotides. Its product is annotated as small guanosine triphosphatase family Ras family protein. Gene Ontology annotation, cellular component: endosome; Golgi apparatus. Gene Ontology annotation, molecular function: GTP binding; GTPase activity. NCBI's taxonomy places the organism in Eukaryota, Ciliophora, Oligohymenophorea, Hymenostomatida, Tetrahymenidae. The record is from RefSeq and is a predicted model, not a curated record. The transcript is spliced from 6 exons.
AUGCAUUUCAAGUUAAAAGAAAAAAUUAAAAAAAAAUUAAAAAUAUAAAAAAUUAAAAAGCCAAUUAAAAAGCUACUUACUUACUUAUUUAUUUUGAAAAUGGAUAAUAAAUCAAAAAAACAAGUCAAAGAAUAUGACGCUAAGGAAUUUUCUCCUUGCGAUAUGAAAGUCAUUUUACUAGGUGACUCAGCAGUUGGAAAAUCCAAGCUUGUCGAAAGAUUCUUGCUUGAUGAUUACGAAGAGAGAAAUAUGUCAACUUACGCAUUAACCAUGUAUCGUCAUGUAGCUAAUCUUGAUGGAAAGCAAUAUAAGAUAGAUAUUUGGGACACUGCAGGCUAAGAAUAAUUCCAAACUCUUCAUGCUUCUUAUUACUUCCAAGCAAAUUGCUGCAUUUUAGUUUUUGACAUUACAAGAAAAAUCACCUAUUUAAAUCUUAAAAAGUGGUACACUGAAAUGAGAGAACACUGUCCAGACAUCCCUUGUAUAUUAAUAGCCAAUAAGAUUGAUGCUGAUCGUAAUGUCACCAACAAGUAGUUUAAGUUUGCAACCCAACAUAACUUACCCUUCUAUUUCGUUUCUGCUGCUGAUGGAACAAACGUAGUUAAAAUCUUCUAAGAAGCCCUUAGAUUAGCUUUAGAUAAUAAGAUCAAUCCUCCCAAUAAAGAUGAUAAAUUUUUCGAGGAUCUUAUAAAUGAUAAAGACUUGUUCGAUGACUUAGAUGAUUGA